UCUAUACCCAUAAUUCAUUCUAUAUCACUCACUAUCAUCAUCGUUUUCUCUCUGUUUUUUAGCCGUGAUUUGGUUUUCAAAGAGAAGGAGGCCAUCUUUAUAUGCUUCACCUCUGCUACUUUCUAGAGUUCCCUCUCUCUCUCUCUCUCUCUCUCUCUGAAAUCUCUCCUCUCUGAGUGAGUCCUCUACUACUACUUCUACUAAUACGGGUGCUACUGCUACUACUCUGCUCCCUUUGUGUGUGUGCUUCCCUUUUAUCUUGCUGAAAUAUCCCCUCUUAAAAAUAGGAGAAGAGAUUGCAUUUUAUCUAUCUAUCUGACUCCCCGGCCUGUUAUUAAGCUCAAGACAGAUACUACUUCCACAAAAAUUUUACAGUCAUCAUCAUAUCAUUCAGUACUAUUUGAAUCAUUAUUUCUCUUUCACCUCUCUUUUUAUUUCUUGAACCCAAGAGUUGAAUUAUUGAUUCAUCAAUCGCGAGGAGGAAGAAGAAGAAGAAAUCAAGAAAAAGACGCGUCAAGAAAAUAAAAGGUUUGAAGAACCAAUUUUGAUUGUUAAAUUCAGUGGUGGUAUUGCAAAAUAUGGCAUCAUCAUCAAACUCACCAUGUGCUGCUUGCAAAUUUCUCCGUCGAAAGUGUCAACCGGAAUGUGUAUUUGCACCGUACUUCCCACCUGAUCAGCCACAGAAAUUUGCCAAUGUUCAUAAAGUCUUUGGUGCAAGCAAUGUAACUAAACUGCUGAAUGAGUUACAUCCAAAUCAACGUGAAGAUGCUGUCAAUUCACUUGCAUACGAAGCGGAUAUGCGUCUGCGUGAUCCUGUCUAUGGUUGUGUAGGUGUUAUCUCGAUCCUUCAGCACCAACUUCGUCAAUUACAAAUGGAUCUUAGUUGUGCAAAAUCUGAACUCUCCAAGUAUCAAAAUGUGGGAAUUACUGGUGCUGCUGCACAUGGACUAUUUGCAGCGGCAGCCGCUGCUGCUCAUCCACAAAUGGGCAUUGGAUUAUUAACAGGAAGGGACCCUACUCACCAUCACCACCACCACCAAUUUUUCUCUAGAGAUCCUCAUCAACAAUCUCUUAGGAGUUUUGAUGGUAAUGGUGUUUAUGAUGCUAGUGGUCUUGUUGCUGCCAUGAAUGUUUCGUCAACCAUUGGUCAAUUAGGUCAAUUUCAUCAACCAAGAACUGCUGGAGGAGAUGAUAGAAUUGGACCUUCUUAGAGUUUCUUAUUAUGUGGUUUAAUGCUCUUAUGAAUCAAAAUCUUUUACAAUUAUUGCAGAUGGUCUAAAGGAAUGAAGUCUCCAGGGAGAAAGACGGAUAUGAAGAUGAUGAGCUUAAUAUUUUUCUAUCUUUUUUCUUCUUCUCCUUAAUGUCAGAAAUCCAUUGAAGGAAAAAUAGGUCUAUUAUCAUAUAUUUACACAAUUACUUGGCUCCUUUUCAAGUUCUUAUUUCUUCUUUUAUGCACAAAAUUUGUAGUAACAAAACUGUUGUCAUCAAUCUCUAU
This is a messenger RNA of Papaver somniferum (opium poppy), 1495 nucleotides long. Its product is annotated as protein ASYMMETRIC LEAVES 2-like. Bases 579 to 1211 code for a protein of 210 amino acids. The record is from RefSeq and is a predicted model, not a curated record. The transcript is spliced from 3 exons. NCBI's taxonomy places the organism in Eukaryota, Viridiplantae, Streptophyta, Magnoliopsida, Ranunculales, Papaveraceae.